Trichoderma asperellum CBS 433.97 is the source of this 1128-nucleotide messenger RNA. RefSeq lists its product as uncharacterized. The record is from RefSeq and is a predicted model, not a curated record. Gene Ontology annotation, cellular component: ribonucleoprotein complex. Lineage: Eukaryota; Fungi; Ascomycota; Sordariomycetes; Hypocreales; Hypocreaceae. Gene Ontology annotation, biological process: ribosome biogenesis.
GAUCGUGUGAGGACGACAAGACAUUGACAAAAACGCGACCAAGUUGCGCAAGACUCUCAAUUGGUGCAAAAGACGCUAAUUGUGUUGAAUUUGGUCCAUUGAGCCCUUUUAUACACUCAAUAGGCACUCAAUUGUCCUGUCCAUCCUUCGUUUUUCCAUUUUUUCUUCAGCAGGUUCCCUCGUGCUUUCGCAUCACAUACCGCAGCCAUGGCCUCUGAACGACCCGACAAGAAGGAGAAGAAGGAGAAGAAGGAGAAGCGCAGCGAAGAGUCUGGCGUGAAGAAGGAGAAGAAGGAAAAGAAGGACAAGAAAGACAAGAAGGAGAAGCUCGCCGCUGCUCUGGACGAGAAGCUGCAGCAGGAUGUCGCUGGCCAGAUCUCUCCUGUCAAGGGCUCUGAGGAUUCAGAUGUGGAGGAGGACAAGGCCCCUGAGGUUGCUCUUGAGCGAAAGGUUGUGCCGUUCGCCGUCCCUCUGGCCGAUGAGAAGGGCCAGAAGAAGAUCUGCAAGACUAUCCGAAAAGCCGCCAAGAAUGGAACCCUCAAGCGUGGUGUCAAGGAAGUCGUCAAGACGCUGCGAAAGUCUCCCGCCAGUGCUCCCGGCUACACCUCAUUCCCCGGCGUCGUCGUCAUUGCCGGCGACAUCUCCCCCAUGGACGUCAUCUCACACCUGCCCGUUCUCUGCGAGGACCACAACGUCCCCUUCAUCUUCGUCUCAUCGCGCGCUGAGCUCGGUGCCGCCGCCAAGACCAAGCGACCUACCAGUGUUGUCAUGAUCAUGGAGAAGGCCGAGGGCAAGAAGAAGGCUUCCAAGGAGGCUGAGAAGGACGACGAUGAUGACAAGGAGUCUUACAGCGAGACUUAUGCUUCCCUGGUUAAGCUCGUGCAGAAGGAGGGCAGCAAGCAGGCGUUCUGGACAAAAGGUGAAUCCAAGGCGUAAGAGGAUGAGGGGGUGAAAAAGUGUUGGAACGGUGUGUGUCAAAGAGUGGGAUCUUGUUGAUGCGAAGCGCUUAAUCUGGGUGUACAUUAACAAUACCAGAGGGGAUUGUCUUGCAGCAAGAACUUUGUUGGGGCAACGGCGGCGUUCAGGUAUAUAAAGUACUUUCUUGAUCAAUGGAAAAUCAUUUGCGUU